AUAUCAAAAUCAAAUUCUCUCCAAUAAUUCAUUUUGAAAAAAAGUCAUUAACCACUUAAAACCGUGGAGCUGAAUUUAGAAACAUACAAAUUCAAAUGAAACCGAAUGAAUUGAACCGAAACUGUCUCAACCCUGUCUGAGAAAUCAGAAACAAAAACAGCAAACAGUUACAAACAAAGAAACAACAAUGGAGUCUUUACCAAACAUGAAUGACCUAACAAAAAAACACAUAGACAUAGAUUUUCUAAAUCAACACUUUACAACCAAACAAGACCUUUUUAUUGAAUCCACUCAAUUUCUCAUCUCUUCUUCACUCACCAAACACUGUUCUCAACUUCACUCUUUUCUCCUUAACAACCUCACUAAACGCACCGUUUCAUGGAUUUCUCGUUCCUUCAAAUCCAAUUCCUCUUUCCAACAACUCUCCCUCUCCCUCCAAAAUCUCUCCCUCCUCACUUCUCCCCAUGGAGUUGGUUCCAAGAGAUUUCGGUGGGUUUUGAGUGAGGAGCUUCCGCGAUUAGCCGAAGAAUUGAAUCGAGUUGAGUCUAUUCGGAGCUAUCUUCAGAAUGCUGUACAGUUGGAAGCUUUGGUUGGAGAUCUUGAAGAUGCUGCUCUCUUUGUCAUGGCUAGUCACACUCGUGCAGGCAAUAUGUUUUCAUCAAAGCUCUCGAUAUCAUCAAUUUCCAAUGAUAAUAAUGAACAGAAGCAUGACAACUUGAUUCAGGCUAUAAAAGCCAUGAAUGACAUUGAACAAGUAUUGGUCACUAUUGUGAAAUUCCAUCCUCAGUGGCAGUGUCUUCUGAGGUCUGUUGAUGUUAGAGUAGAUAAAAUCUUGGCUGCUCUCCGACCACAAAUUUUUGCAGAUCAUCGGGCUCUUCUUGCCUCUUUUGGGUGGCCACCAAAACUGCUGCAGUCAGAAAACAGUCGCGAGCAAAUCACAAACCUUCCUAAUCCAUUAGUUCUAAUGCAAGAAGAUAAAAGAAGAAAUUACUCUCGAAGUUUUAUAGUUCUUUGUGCUUUACAGCAUCUGCAAGAUAAAAGAGAAGAGAGACAGCUUAAGAUGAAAAGAGAGACACAGAAUUUACGGCUUUGGGCUAUUGAUGAACUAGUCUCUCCUAUUGCAUCAAGGAUGGAACACCAUUUUGGAAAAUGGACGGAACAGCCAGAAUAUAUCUUCGCGCUGGCAUAUAAAGUUACGCGGGGUUUUAUUACAGGAGUAGACGAUGUCUUGCAGCCUCUUAUUGAUAAGGCGGGGCUGAUCAGUUGUAGUGCAAAGGAGGCAUGGGUCGAUGCAAUAGUUCAAAUGCUUUCUGGCUUUCUUGCAAAGAAAGUUUUCUCUUCGCUUGCCGAAAGUUACAACGUAAAACAUUUAAAACCGGAUGUAUUAUCUUCAUGGCUUCACCUCAUAGACCAUAUCAUUGCUUUUGACAAAAAGAUGCAAUCUCUUGUCAAUCAAGACACUUGUUUCUUGGCGGAGUCCGGAAAUUUUGAAGGGCCCUCAAGAGGUAUGUCAGUUUUAUCAAUAUUCUGUGAUAGGCAUGAUUGGCUGAAGAUGUGGGCAAAAUUAGAAUUCAAAAAUGCGUGGGAGAAACUUAAUUCAGAGUUGAAAGAUGAGAAAACAUGGGUGGUUUCUAGCAAAUGUAAUAAUGGGAUUGACACUGAUCAGGAACAUCUGUUAUCUACUAUAGAAGAUCACAAAGCUCCACCUAUUGCAGAGCUAUUCCUUAAAAUCAAUUGGGAAAUGAUUAAACGCUGCCAAACUAUGCCAUCCAUUUUGUCGCGUGCAAAGUUUAUUAGAUCUGCAGCAGGAAGAUUCAUCUGGUAUUUCUUUAAGAUAUUGCUUUUGCGGUUCAAGUCAACUGAAUUAUCUCCUCAUAAUUCUGAUGAUGUUGCCAUAGUUAGAGUGUGCGGGUUAAUAAAUGCUGCCAGGUAUAUUUCGAUUAAACUGCAAGAAUGGAAUGAUGCUGUGGAGUUUCUGGAGAUGAAAAUUGCUGAAAAAGAUUCUAGCAAGAAAACGCAAGAUGAUACAGUGGCUAGUGACUGCUUUUUUUAUGAAGAAAUAAAAAGCUUGUUUGAAAUGGAAACCAACUGGCUUGUGGAAAUUAUUGCGGUUAUUCUUCGACAAUUUGAAAUACUUUCUUGGGAAUAUGUUCAAAACAAAGAUAACUUUGAGGAAAAACAAGAUUAUACAAAUCUAGUUGUUGCAAGCGAGGCAAUUAGUUUAGUUGUCUCCAAUGAUUUUGUCGGGGCUUUAGAUGCUUUAAAAGGUUGGCUCGGUAUUGUGAAGAUAAAUCUCAACAGAAAGGACUUCUUAGAUUUAUGGAGAAGCAUUGCCGAAGGACUGGAUCAUUACAUUUCAAGCAGCAUUUUAACAAGUGAGAUUCGGUUUUCCAAGAUUGGUACAAGUCAAUUUGAUGCUGAUAUGCAAGCUUUGAUAUAUAUUUUCAAGCCUUAUUGUGCUCGCCCGCAUGCGUUUUUCCCUUAUAUUAAUGAGAUUAUUAAGCUUUUGAAGCUGAAAAAAGAAGAGGCAAAUCAAAUUCAAGGUUUACUAUCCAUUGAUGAAAGUGGACCUAAAUGUUUACAUCUUCAUGGAAUUUCUCAUCUAUCGGUUAAUCAAGUUAAUAAAGUUCUUAGAUACAGAAAUUGUGCCACUUGAUUUAUGGUAUCAAAAUGUUGCAGAAAUCUAGGCCAAGUAAACAAAUACUCUUAUGUAAUAGAAAAAGCACAUGAAAUAAGCAAAUACUUCUACCUUUGAAGACAAGUCAUUAUUGUCUGUAUAGAAAGUUGUUAGGAAUUGUGAUACAUUGAGCUCUCACCACAACAUGUAAGGUUUUUAACGAAAAUGGAUUCCCUACGGUCAAAUAGUGACUGCAUGGUGAUCUCACUUACUGUCUGAUUUGUAAUAUAAUUUUUAUUUUUUGAGUUAUUAA
This is a messenger RNA of Trifolium pratense (red clover), 2930 nucleotides long. Its product is annotated as RINT1-like protein MAG2L. The coding region runs from base 188 to 2656 and encodes 822 amino acids. Gene Ontology annotation, biological process: regulation of ER to Golgi vesicle-mediated transport; retrograde vesicle-mediated transport, Golgi to endoplasmic reticulum; endoplasmic reticulum to Golgi vesicle-mediated transport. Gene Ontology annotation, cellular component: Dsl1/NZR complex. Lineage: Eukaryota; Viridiplantae; Streptophyta; Magnoliopsida; Fabales; Fabaceae. The record is from RefSeq and is a predicted model, not a curated record. The transcript has 4 exons.